This is a messenger RNA of Phalaenopsis equestris, 1516 nucleotides long. RefSeq names its product transcription factor MYB120-like. The record is from RefSeq and is a predicted model, not a curated record. Lineage: Eukaryota; Viridiplantae; Streptophyta; Magnoliopsida; Asparagales; Orchidaceae. The transcript has 3 exons. Bases 140 to 1183 code for a protein of 347 amino acids.
UUCACCCAAAUAAAAGGUUAAUUUUGAUUUUUUACUCAGUAUAUAUAAUCUGCAUGCGUUCUCUUCUCUCCAACGAGCGGCUUUAUGAAUAAGAUUGUGAAGUACAGACGCUGAAAAAAGGUACUUGAGCUUGUGAGAGAUGAGGCCGCCAGCAGUUGUGAAGAAAGAGCGAGCAAGUACCACAGAUAUCGACAGCGGAGGGCAGCUGCUGAAGAAGGGGCCGUGGAUGCCAGCGGAGGACAAGAUUCUGAAGGAGUAUGUCAGGAAGCAUGGAGAAGGUAAUUGGAACGCGGUUCAGAAAAACAGCGGUCUUCAACGCUGUGGGAAAAGCUGCAGGCUUCGAUGGGUCAAUCACUUUCGCCCCAAUUUGAAGAAGGAAUCGUUCUCCCUUGAAGAGGAGACGCUCAUCAUUCGCCUCCAUGCUCGCCACGGCAACAAAUGGGCUUACAUAGCCAAACAAUUGCCUGGGAGGACUGACAACGAAAUAAAGAAUUACUGGAACACGAGGAUUAAGCAGAGGAAGAAGGCAAAUUUGCCUCUCUACCCGCCGGAUGUCGGGAUGCCUAUAUCGUUAAGGAUUGAUGAGCCAGAGUUGAACGUGCCUUGGAUAGCCGCCAAUUCACCGCCGCCGGCGCUAAAACCCUCCCAAAGCACACUGUCAUCGUUCACUUCAGCGUCACCACCACUUUCAGAACAUUACGGAUUUAGUUUUGAAGACCCUAACCGGGGGAGGAAUAUCUCCUUCCAGCCUCCGUAUUUUCCUUCUCCGGUUAAGAAAGGGUUGGAAAACUUCGAUCUAGGGCCGCUUCCUUACUCCGUGAAGGAGGAGCUCCCUUUAAGCCAAUUUUCCUCCAAUUACGGGGGUGAGCAGAUGCCGCAGUGCAACAGCGGGCUGCUGCAUGAUCUAAUUCAGGAGUCUUGUAAAGAAGACAAGUUGCUGAGUUCCACGUGCUUAGCUAUCGAUUUUCUUGGUAUUAAAAUGAUAGAAGAGAUGCUGGAGACAGAUGGAUCCGCACUGAUUGACAUGAUUCUGGCAGAGACAGCAGUACCAAAGACUGUUCUUCCUGAUUGGUACAACAACUGCAGCAAUGGCGGAGAGUCUUCUAACUGUCCCUCGUCGGUGACCAACGAUGAACAGUUUGGGCUGGACAUGCUGGAUACGCACAGCUGGGGUGGAAUCUGAAUAGGGCUGGGGAUAGCAUGCCAUGAAUCUGCGAGUUUCAGUGCAGUGGGGAUUCCAUUAUCGGUACACUAUAAUUAUAUUGGUGUGAUUUAUUAUGAUUUGCCUUGGUGAUCAUCUUUUAUUGUGAUAGCUUGAGAUGAUGUGAUUUGCUUGCAAGUGUUUUAUGGACCAUAGAGUAUUGCAUAUGUUAGUAUGUAAAAACUAUUUGCAUUGCUACAAUUGUUAUUGAGAUUGGAAAGCUUGUAAUGAUACUGACUGCUCUGAAAGCUGUGAAAGCGCUUGUUUCUGCUUAUAUAAAGUGUGGUUUCAGUAGAGUGAAUUUGUUGCUAGUCA